UCUUACUCCUCGCCGCUGAGAAAAGACUACGUCUUCUCAACAAAUACUCCUCCACUCCCAUCGUCCGCAGUUCAACACCCAUCUCAUUGUCAUCCUGACUUGCACACUCACAACCUCUUUCAGCUAGUGAUCCUCGGCUGAGAACCGCGUGGCUUUUAUUUUUCCCCGGUGUUCUCAUUCGUCCCUAGACUAGAUAUCGGCUCUCCAGACUUCCGCAAUCUGAAGCCUGCCAAAUUCCCGGCUCCUCACCGGAAGCCUUGAUCUGGCUGGUCUGCUAGACUCCCGGCUCCUCAGCGGAGGUCUUGUGACUCUCUGCCAGACUCCCAGCUCAUCAACGGAAGUUUGUCUAGCUUACGAAUAUUAUAUCCUUUUCCUGAGUAUCUGCUCAACUCGCCCACUCAAGCUUCCAAGCAUUCGUCCUAGCAACUCGAUUUGGCCAUGGACUCUCGACCAUCCUCUGCUGGCCAAAAUUUGGCAGCUUCUUCCUCAGUCUCCAAGUCCCUCAUGAUGUCACGUUCUGACUCAGCCAUGUCCCAGUGCCGCCCUCUAUCUCUCAAGCCUUCCCCCGUCAAGGCCGAUGGCCCUGUUGGGUCGAACGUCCCCAGAGGAUCCCCCCUAGUCAUACAAUGCAUCAACUGCUUCACUACCUCUACCUGGUUUAGCCCCUCCGAGGAUCACAUCCGGAGAGACCCCGCGGCUGAUGUCCCACCCCCUUUGUCGACCUGUAGUCGUUCCACUAGCUCUGAGCCAAGCUCAAUCAACACAGACUUCUUUCCAGAGACUGCGCUUCCCUCAUCAAACGAAUCGGCUUGCGCUAAGCGUGGCUCAACCAACCUGAGUGACAGACUUGCUACUCCGAGUGGGUCGGACGGUAGGACCCCGGUUGUUCCGCAUUUUAAGUCCCCAAUGUCAGAUUGUCAAGUAUCCCCAACUUCAAGCUGGGUCGGAGGAAAACUGGAUGGAGUCUGCUCUAGCUGUAGUUUCAAAUCCGAUCCUUCCUCCACUUCAUCCCCAGUUGCUACCGGGGCCUCAAGUUUAGCGCCGGUUCCACCCAAACUUCAUCCGUACGACUCAAACGUCGAGGCUUUGUUGCCGUCCCACGCGGUCCAAUCAUUUUCCUUGCUGUCUGGUUCGCUUGCUCCUCGAUACCGGCGGCCUGUUGCUUCCACUGCCUCGAGAGAAUCUCCCCUCGCUGAAGCAUCAAGUCCCAAAGAUUCGGAUCCCAACUCGCAACCUCCAGGAACCCUCGUUGCACAGCCGUUGAAGCUGCCCGUCGUCGUUGCCACAGACAUGCUCGAUAAAACCACCUUGAAGCUCUCCUCUCUUUCCAGAAGUAAUCACCUGGGCCUCCAUCAUGACAAUCGCAAGAACAGCCCUCUACUCCCAUCAGUAUCAAUCCCCUUCCCUCUCGAGACAAGGGGUACUUCAUGUGAACAAAACUCUUCUGUCCGCAAACCCAACUCACUCGAACCUUGGACGUUGAAUUAUUCGCCCUCGGCCAGAACUCGCGCCAAAUCACCCCGAAAACUGCUCAGAGAACCAGACCGCCAAGACAUGGCAUUAGAGUUAAAAAUCAAGGGCCAAGGGACUACUGCUCCUGACCCCGUUGAACGCUCCGAUGUGGUUCCUCACCGUGGUACUAACUUGAGGACACUUUUGCGCGAAGCCAAGAUUCCUCAAUCAGAUUCCGGCGAAUCCUUCAGUGCUAGUCGGCGGCCCCCCAUCGCAGUGGACAUGUGGCAAGCAGCGAUGAUCUCCACACCACGCGAUCGUCUACGGAAUGGCGACUUUCCCAAUUGGCAAGCUUACAACGGGACUGAUAGUCCGUUUUACCAGCACCUGUGUGGUCUCUCAGCCAGUUCAAGUUCACUAUCUGGAAAAGAAACUCUCAUCUCGACAUCUGUCACUAGCUUCCAAGAUAAUUCGCUUGGCGGUGGUUCCCGCUCAUGUUCGCCACCAUCAGAUAAACAUAAGAAUUUCGACGUGCACCGUCGUCCAAGUCUUGGGGCUAGUUCCAUAGCCGAUCCCUUUGCGGCGCAUGCCCCGGAGCGCUCACCAUCACUACUAGAUAAUAGCCACCACUUGUUACCCUCUGCCAAUGAAUCUCAAGAGGUUUUGACAGGGCCCUCAAUCACCAAAACUGCUCGACCCACACCUUCCAACGUGAGCUUGAUUGCUCGGAUCGCAAACCUUCACCAAAAUGUCAGCAAGUCAAACAAGAACAACAAACGGCGCCCUAACACUGCAACCGGCACAUCCGAAUCUACGUUUAUCGCAAAGGCCAGCCCCAAACCUGGAUCUUAUGGCCGCAGCACACCUUGUCCCAACACUGCUGGUGGCUCAUCCUCCGUGAUGCCUUCCCUCUUGAUAACUGAGACGAAGGUAGCCUCUGCUGAACCCCGAGUAUCUAACUUCAACAUGUACAAGAGGCCUGCAACCGCAACUUGCCCUGGCACAGUUCGAGAAUCUGGUUCUUCUCUGAGCAAUGAGUUUGUGAUUGGGCGUCAAUUUCCGAUUUCAAAACUUGGCACAGCCAAGAAUGCAGUAGCCUACGCACCCGGUCUCCCAAAACUUCAAGGGCGCAUUGCACGUGAUGAGCAGACCGAGUUGGCCAAGGAAUCUUUGAAAAUGGUUUUCCAGACCUCCGUGGCAAGUACAUCCCAGCAGGAACAAACGACAUUGACCGGACCUCUUGACCCGGUUCCGAUUUCGCAAAAGCUCACCCCUUCCCCAUCCACGGCCUCCGAUUUGCGCUCGUCCCCGGAAAUAUCACAAAGUGUUCCUAAUCUUCUCAUCAACCACCGGUCUUCCUCUUCCAAGCGCAAUGCCUUUUAUGCCGCAGCGCCUCUAGCGGCAACCUCCGAUCGGCUGGUAGAAGUAAACACUCAGCGAUCCCAUCCAGAAAAUCCGUUGAGGUUAGCGCCAGAGGAUUUUCACAGUAAAUCUCGUUAUUUCACCGUAUCCAUCUCCCCCCGGCCAUCCUCUACAACCUUCAGCCCAGGACAGAGAAUAUCGGUGCACGUCAAAUUAUCCAACAAAGCCAAAGUCCGGAAAUACACGUCCAUCUAUCUCAUGUUAAUCGGUACUUCUAUCUCCGACAGCGACUCGCCAGCGCCUGGUGCCCAUGACUUCUUGCGUCACAACUACAUGAUCCAUCCUAACCCUUCCGAGGACGUCCAAACGAUAUCCCACUCAGGUGACCUGUGCGAAUGGCAUAUUGAGCUGACCAUACCUGGAUAUGCUAAUUGCUCUUGUCAACCUGGCCCGCUACCCCUUCCAAGCACUGGCAACCAUGCUUCGGGUGAUGUGUCGUACUCUUUACAGCUGAAUGCUGAUCGAAAACAGAUCCUCUCGAACCAAGAAUCGUUGGGUGUUAGGCUACAUGUAAUCACACAGGCUGAGGCGCGUUACCAAGUUACAACCCAGCCGUUCAGAACGCAAUCGCGCAAGGGACGUAUUCCGUUUGCUGGCGGUUAUCUAGGUGCUAUCGAGGACCUCUCGCUUUCUCACCAGGUGUAUUAUCAAUCGGCCGAUAGAUUGAGAGUUGGGUACCAGUUUGAGCUGCGGCUCAGCUCCAACUCAUUCUUGCCGCCUUCGAUCGCUGAGGAUGUAUCGAGGGCAACCAAAGUUGAAGUCCACCAUCUGAUCAAGGACCACUCCAAACAGUACGAACUAAAGUUCACAGACCACAGAUCAAAAGUUGUGGUUAUUCCUUCAGAUGACCGAGGUCGUCUGACCAAGUGGAUCGUCAAAGGGUUUUUGGAGCUCAAGUCAGUAAACCAGCAGAUGAAAGCUAUGAAAACAACCAGCGAAAGUACCCCACGCACCCCACGAAGACUGGAAACGGCGGCGGGGGCGCGAAGUAUGCUAUCUUCAUCGCAUGGAAGCCUGAGCCCGACGAGGGCCGGCAUGAAUCACUCGCUCCAACAGGAAUCCGAAAGACAGGCCAAGCUCACCAGUAGCCAGCUGUUCCUCACUGCAAGCAUCGAGCAUUGUCCCGGGGUUUUCACGACCCCCUUCGAGGUCUCUAGCUUGGUCGGCUCGGAACUCUUGUCUCCUUGUCCCCUCCGAAAACUGGGCGACGAGAUGAUGAAGAGAGCCGUGAUGGCGGAAAAGAUGAAGAAGGUCCAAGAAGAAAACUCUAAAAAUGGUAGAUAGUCGUCUGUCAGCGUCCAUGUGGGUUUGUGUUUCUUGGUUUCACUAUCUCGUACCCUUGUUGCCUGCACAGUGAUCAAUCACCCAUGGAUCGCCAUGCGUAGAAGAUAUAGCAGCUCAGAGGUUUGCUGAAUCCGUCAUCGAAGUUUCAACAAGAAACUUGCAAAUUGUUUUGAGCACGUGGCUUCCAUACAUCGUAGCCCCGUCAUUCCUGAAUCUUUCCCGUAUCUGAACUUUCAAUCUCCCCUCGUUAUGUCUCUUUUUUAUUCUAUCAUUUUUUUUCAGAACUCACGAUCGAUCCUUCUGUCUUCAAGUUCCUGUAUCAUGUCUCAUCUGUAGUCUUUUCCUUUUUUUUUUCUUUGGCAUGGGCUGACCCCCCCCCCCCCACACACACAGAAUCGCCGUCCCCCGACUUUCUC
Messenger RNA from Puccinia graminis f. sp. tritici CRL 75-36-700-3, 4574 nucleotides. RefSeq lists its product as uncharacterized. The record is from RefSeq and is a predicted model, not a curated record. The coding region runs from base 439 to 4158 and encodes 1239 amino acids. NCBI's taxonomy places the organism in Eukaryota, Fungi, Basidiomycota, Pucciniomycetes, Pucciniales, Pucciniaceae. The transcript has 7 exons.